Drosophila serrata is the source of this 1029-nucleotide messenger RNA. It is a transcript of the gene cib, whose product is annotated as thymosin beta cib. Lineage: Eukaryota; Metazoa; Arthropoda; Insecta; Diptera; Drosophilidae. Gene Ontology annotation, biological process: actin filament organization. Gene Ontology annotation, cellular component: cytosol. The record is from RefSeq and is a predicted model, not a curated record. Gene Ontology annotation, molecular function: actin monomer binding.
ACUUCCGAACACCGCCGUACAUUAAGUUUUCAAACGUCCAGAGCUUCGGCAGUAUUAAAUCACAGCUUCGGCUAGAAAUAAGAAAUCGGUGUUUUGCAAGCCUAUUUAGUGCACGGUCCUUAACUUAGAGCUCGGAGUCUACCCCGCCGCAUCCCAAUCUUAAAUCCUUGUCGCCAAGUCUAAAAGCAACCAACGCCAAAAACCAAACUUAAGAUGGCCGCCCCAGCACCAGCACUCAAGGAUCUGCCCAAGGUGGCCGAGAAUCUGAAGAGCCAGUUGGAGGGCUUCAAUCAGGAUAAGCUGAAGAAUGCCAGCACCCAAGAGAAGAUCGUCUUGCCCACCGCCGAGGAUGUGGCUGCUGAGAAGACCCAACAGUCGAUCUUCGAGGGCAUCACUGCUUUCAAUCAGAACAAUUUGAAGCAUACCGAGACCAACGAGAAGAACCCGUUGCCCGAUAAGGAGGCCAUCGAGCAGGAGAAGGAAAAGAAUCAGUUUAUUUCCGGCAUUGAGAACUUUGAUGCGAAAAAGUUGAAGCACACCGAGACCAACGAGAAGAACGUGCUGCCCACCAAGGAGGUGAUCGAGGCCGAGAAGAAGGCUUAAGCGUUCCAAACAACACGUAAACACACAAACAACACCGAUCACAUCCCCUCUCCAGCGUUCAGCGCCGACACUUCCCGACAUCUCUCCUUUUUUUUAAUACGUAUAUCUGUAUGCCUAUAUAAACCUUCGUUUCACCGCCUUCCCUCCAAUGUGAAAUGUGUAAUGCGAUUCGAUUCGAGGAGAAGAAAAACUGCAACUGAGCUGCGCAUGCGUUAUAAUUAGCCAGAGAAUCGUGAUUGCGCUGCAACAGCAACUGCUCGACGUUGCUUAAGUAUUUUAUUAUUAUUAUCACAUUCGAUUUGUUUUUUUUUUUUAUUUUAUUUUAUAUUAUUAUUUCUGUAUUAUUAACAACUGCGAGAGAGCCAGUCUCAUUCCUACGUAAUUAACAUAAAAUAAACAUUCGUCUCACAUACAUGCAUAUAUAUA